AUUGACCUGACAGAUGUCAUAAUUUUAGGUUAAAUUUUAAAUUUAACCAUGUAGAUUUUCCAAAAAUCCUUAAUUUUUCAAGUUUAAUUUAUAAAAAUGGUUGGUUAUAACAAAAAUUCAAAUUUAUCGAAGCUAGAUUUCGCAAUUGCUGGCGGUGCAUCAGGAUUUGUGACGAGAGCAGUAUGCCAACCAUUGGACGUAUUAAAAAUAAGGUUCCAAUUGCAAGUGGAACCAAUCUCAGAACAUUCAGUAUCAAAAUACAGAUCGAUAUUUCAAGCCGUAGGUUUAAUUUUAAAGGAGGAAGGCCCUAAGGCUUUUUGGAAGGGCCACAUACCAGCACAGUGGCUCUCAGUGAUAUAUGGGGUGGGUCAGUUCUGGACUUAUGAGGUUUUAUCCAGGCAAAGUGCUAAAUUAAAUGUACCAAACAAAUAUUCACCCAUAAAUAACUUUCUUUGUGGAUCUGUUGCAGGUGGUGUAGCUACAAUAAUUUCCUUUCCUUUUGAUGUAAUUAGAACAAGAUUAGUGGCUCAGAGUGAACAAAAAAAGAUUUACAGGGGCGUGGUAGAGGCUGGAAUCUCAAUAACAAAAAAAGAGGGUUUUUUAGUUUUGUACAGAGGUCUUUUACCCACUGUUCUACAAAUUGGACCUCAUGCAGGGGCACAGUUCAUGUGCUACCAGAUUUUUAACGAUUUAUACAUAAAAUUAAUCAAAAUUCAGAACACUUCGCUAUCGAGUAGUCUAAUGGCGGGUAGUUUGGCAGGUUUAUGCGCGAAAACGCUUAUUUAUCCGUUUGAUUUAACCAAAAAAAGAAUGCAAGUACAAGGAUUCGAAGAAGGGAGAAAAUCGUUUGGUCAAAUGUUUUAUUGCAAAGGCUUUAAAGAUUGUUUGAUUAACAUUUAUAGGUUAGAAGGUUUCGCUGGGUAUUUCAAAGGGCUCACCCCCAGUCUUAUUAAGGCUGUGUGCACCACUGCCCUUCAUUUUAGUAGUUACGAAAUGAUUUGUAAAUUAUUGGAGAAGUCUAAUUUUUAAUUGUGAUUUAAGUACAAAAAUUCAUAUUACCCAUAGGUAUGCCCAAAGAAUAUUAUUUUUAAAUUAUAUUAGAGAGUUUAUUUUGUUGAUUAUAGGUAUAUUCAAAUUUCUAUUUAUUGUUAAAUAUUCUGCCAAGCUUUAAUGAAUCUUUAAGUUAGUAUUCUGUCUAGUCAAGUUAACAUGUGAUAAUUAUUAUGUUGAAUUUUGUUAAAAUUGUUUAAUAAAC
Molecule: messenger RNA, 1255 nt
Organism: Brassicogethes aeneus
Lineage: Eukaryota; Metazoa; Arthropoda; Insecta; Coleoptera; Nitidulidae
Source: the annotation of a GenBank genome assembly